UGGAAUUGUCAUUCCGGAUUUUUGUAUUUUGUUCAUUGGUCGGUUUAGGUUUUUCAUUUUAGAAUUCAGACAUUUCCCCGCAAACACGCUGCUUGUAUUUUUUGAUUGUUUCCAUUUAUGAAGAGCCAAAGAUAUUUCACCCUCUCAGGAGGAGGCACAAUAAAGUUUUCGCAAGACUAAGCAGACUUGUUGUAGCACAGUGAAAUAUCUCGCUCCAUAGUGAAAGAUCUCAUUCCACUCAUGUCGUCCAAGAUGAGCCUGAAAUCGGAACCACGCACAGCAAGGGAGAUGACCCGGAUACGUCCAUUGUCUAAACUGGGACAUGAACAAUAUGAAUCUGCAGUUGACAGACACUUGCAGAAGAUUCGGGACAUAAAGCGGGAAAUCGACGGUUGUAUAGAUGACAUCAAGUUAGUGAAACCCUCCAGCAAAGGUUGUAUCGAUGCCUUUCGUCAACUCUUGAGUUCAUCCUAUAGUGCGUACGUAAAACGUUCUUCAGACUUUUUGGCCUAUCUACAAGGCAUUCGUACUGCUGAAAGCUUAAAUGAAGCUGCAGCGCACCGCUGCAUAAUGGACGCUAUGAGUUUAAAGAUAGAAGCUGCAAAAACCAAUUUAGACGAACUCUGUAACGCAAGUGACUCGAAGACUUAUCGACAGAAAGACGAACAGUACUCAUCAAAGUCACGAACAGCAGAAUCUACAUCCUCCAGGCAGAUUCAUAGGAAACAUAGCCCCAGCAGAUCAAGAUCAGAGAAAUCUAGUGAAAUUUCAUCAGAACUUACUAAGUAUAGCUUAAGCGGAAGUUCGAGUACAUAUCUCCAAAGAGUGGAGGCAAAGCUGAAUGCUUCCCGGGCAAAAUUGAAAUAUGUCGCAAAGGAGGUUAUUAUUCUGAAGGAAAGGGCAGCAUUAGACGCGCAGCUUAAGUUAGUCAAAGCUGAAUGUGAGAUUGAGAUGAGGGAAAAAGAAAUCGAAGCCAUGAGAGAGACAUUCAAGCUAGACACAGAAGAUCCCGAGAUGUCUUCAACGAGAAGAUCGCGCACGGUGGAAUAUGUGCAGAGUCUCCCUAUCCCUCAGCUCACGAAUGAGCCACAGAAUGACACCCCUCCAGAAGUGGUCCAGAAAGUUUUUGCUCAAGAGACAGUAAAAGUAAACAACUCCAGUAAUGAUCAUGGCAAAGGAACUCACCUUGACCCAGAUGCCCCUUCUUUCACCCCCAGUAGACUUCCCCCUCACAGAGCUCAGAUGAUCACAUCAUCCCCUGUGCAUGCUCAUGAUUCUGACAAUAGACACAAUACAUGUGUAGUUGAAGAUCAUGUUUGUGACUCACCGGUGACAAACGCAUCUAACCAGAUGACGGAAUUUACCAAAUUUUUAGUGAAAAAGGAUUUACUUUUGUCAAGACUUACAAGGUAUGAUGACAACCCAAUGCUGUAUGUUUCUUGGAAAUUAAACUUCAAAGGGAUCAUGAAGGAGUUGGAUGCGACAGCAACUGAAGAACUUGACCUCUUAGUUAGAUGGUUGGGACCCGCAUCAUCCAGACAAGCCAACACCAUUCGUGCGUGCAAUGCUGACAAUUCAGCUCUAGCAGUCCAGAAAAUAUGGGAGAGGCUCGAGGAGAGGUUUGGUUCACCCGAGAUGUUGGAAAGAAGUCUGAAGGAGCGUAUUACAUCUUUUCCUAGAAUUGCCGCCAAUGACAACAGACGUCUAUUCGACUUAGCUGACCUAGUCAGUGAGAUAGCAUCUGUGAAGGAGCAACCACAAUACCGUGUUCUCUUUGGUUAUUUCGAUUCCUCCACCGGGAUUAACCCGAUCGUAUCAAAGCUACCAUGGAACCUACAGGAGAAGUGGGUAACAGAAGCUAGUAGAUUCAAGAGACAACAGGGAAGCACCUUCCCACCCUUUUCAGUUUUUGUCAAGUUUGUACAAGACAUGGCCAAGACUCGGAAUGACCCAAGUUUCCAGUUCGACCGCACAGAAAGAACAAGUCCAAGUUCAAGUGUACCAAAGAAAACAUCAACUGUGGUGGUUAAGAAGACAGACACUAUGAGUAACGCUACUAAUCAAGACAAUUCACAACUGUGUCCUUUACACCAGACAAAGCAUUUACUCAAUGAAUGUUCUGCCUUCCGCCGAAAGCCACUUGAAGAGCGCAAGAAGUUUAUACUUACCAAUGGUAUAUGUUUCAAGUGCUGCGGACCUAAGAAACACAGAGCCAUGAACUGUAAGACAAAUGUGAAAUGUGACAUCUGUAAAAAACCUUCUCAUCCGAGUGCGCUUCAUGUGGAUGUGGAUCGCCACGUAGGGGAGCCCUCACAAGAAGGAACAGUGAAGAAUGCCUGCACUCAAGUUUGUGGAAAACCAAGGGGCACCAGCAGAUCCUGCGCUAAGAUUAUACCAGUCAGGGUAUAUCUCAAGGAUGAUCCACAGGAGUGUCGCGUUGUGUAUGCUCUCAUAGAUGACCAGAGCAGUCAUUCGUUAGCAACAACACCAUUCUUUGACUUCUUUUCACCUGGAAGUUCAAAACACCAGUACGUAUUGUCUUCAUGCGCUGGAAGACUUACUACUUCAGGAAGGCGGGGUCAUGGUUACGUGAUCGAGUCAUUGGAUUUGACAUGCAAGUUGGAGUUACCAAGUGUCAUUGAGUGCAAUGACAUACCAAAUAACAGAGACGAAAUACCGUUUCCUGCUGUUGCACGGCAGUACCCUCACCUUCAAGAAAUUGCUGCAUUCAUACCUACCGUGAUGGAUGACGUUGAGAUCGAACUUCUUAUAGGACGAGAUGUUGUCUCGACACACCAUGUUCUGGAUCAGAAACUUGGUGAGAAUAACCUUCCAAUAGCUCAAAGGCUCUCACUUGGUUGGGUCAUAAUUGGACAAGUUUGUAUGGGAAAUCUGCACCAUGCAAGUGUUACACUUAAAAUGAUGUUAAAUGUCUUAAUAUACAAAUCCAUUGGAACUUCAGCGGGAGAAUUCUACAUUGGAAUAAUACUUACCAAAGGUAUAUUAGGAAUCUAUUGA
Saccostrea cuccullata (small rock oyster) is the source of this 3018-nucleotide messenger RNA. RefSeq lists its product as uncharacterized. Lineage: Eukaryota; Metazoa; Mollusca; Bivalvia; Ostreida; Ostreidae. The transcript has 2 exons. The record is from RefSeq and is a predicted model, not a curated record. The coding region runs from base 241 to 3018 and encodes 925 amino acids.